Culex quinquefasciatus (southern house mosquito) is the source of this 1637-nucleotide messenger RNA. Its product is annotated as mucin-2. NCBI's taxonomy places the organism in Eukaryota, Metazoa, Arthropoda, Insecta, Diptera, Culicidae. The coding region runs from base 287 to 1417 and encodes 376 amino acids. The record is from RefSeq and is a predicted model, not a curated record. The transcript has 2 exons.
CGAGCAACUUAGUUCGCCGGUGACAGUUGGGUAGAAUUCUUCAGUUCGGUGUCGAGUUCCGAUAGUGGGCGGCCAGAGCGGGGGUGUUUCGCAGUCUAGUGAUAUUCGCGGGUCUUCGCGAGAAGAAAAAAAAAACACUUGCAGCAGGUGGAACAAGAAAGCAAAAGUGUGAUAAAACGUGGUUAUUCAAUUGCGUAAUUGCGAGCGUCCUUGGACUGAAAGUGAAUCCGCAAUCGAACGAGAAGUGAAACCCAAGAACUAGAACAUCCAGCAGCGGUGUGCAACGAUGAAAUUCGCGAUACUACUGGUGGCGGCACUAGCUGUCGUUGCUCGGGCCGAGCAAUUCUCGGGAUAUUUUUACCCGAAACCGAGCUGUGCCUUCAACCCUGCUCAAACGGUUUACGUAACGCAAACCGUUACCGACUACAACACCUACACGGAGACUGUCCAGGGACAGUACCAGCGCGAUGAGCAGACCAUCACCGAGUACUCCUCGAUUUACAUCACGUCCGCGUACACCCAAACCGUUCCGGUGUACCAAACUUUGACCCAAACCAACACGUUCACUGUGACGGCUCCGGCUCAACCACCACGUGUCGAGUACCGUACGAUCACCCAGCCACCAAUCGUUUCCACGUACACCACCACGCUCAUCCAAGCUACUCCGGUCAUCCAAACCGUCCGCGAUGUCAGCACCGUUACGCUUCCGCCACAAGUCCUGCCAGCGCAAACCAUCUACAACACAGUGACACUUCCGGCAGUCACCCGAACUUCAACCUAUCUUCAAACUACCACCGUCCCGGUCGUACAAACCGUCCGAGAUGUCGUUACCAUCACGGCACCACCAGUAACUCUUCCGCCACAGGUCGUCUACUCGACAGUCCAGCUCCCAGCCCAGUACAUCACAACGACCUCCUACAUCACCACCACCACACCAGUUGUCCAGACCAUCCGUGACACGAUCACCAUCCCACCGGUAACGCUGCCCGCUCAAACCCAAUACCAGACCAUCACCCAGCCUCCGGUGACCGUGGUUUCGACCGUCAUCAACGCAACUCCAACGCCAGUCUACCGAACCAUCACCAACACCCAAACCGUCACCCUGCCAGCUCCUCCAGCCCAGUACCAGACCAUUUACUCGACCGUAACCCUUCCACCCCAAAUUCAAACGGUCAACAACGUUGCCACCACGACCCUGCGUGAUGUUCAGUACAUUACCAGGACGAUCACCAACACGCAGCCCGGAAUCCAGCUGGACGCCCAGACCAUCUAUUCUACCAUAACGCUGCCGGCGGUCACGAAAACGUUCUGUGGUCCGGAGAACACCUACCUGCCCGCUGCCGAAGGACGAGGAUUCAACGGAUUCGGGGGAUUCAGUGGCUUCGGGGGACAGCAGAGGUUCAACAGAUUGUACUAAAUAAAUCAAAUUUGUUUCGUGAAGCCCUCAGGCCUUGCCAGGUUAUACCAGGAAUCUGCACUAACGCUUGUUUGUAGAUAGACACGUUUCGAAAAAAAAAACAAACUGCCAGUACCACUCAUGUUUUGUAAAUAUUAAAUGUAGGAAGCUUUACAUACGCGUAGUAAAGCUUGCCUUUUUGUAAGAAUCAUGAACGAAUAAUAUACUAGAUCGAACAAAA